CAUUUUUCUCUCUCCUUUCAGGUAGAAAUUGAGAAGCUGGAUUACCAUCAUUAUCUGCCUCUGUUUUUUGAUGGGCUCUGUGAAAUGACAUUUCCCUAUGAAUUUUUUGCUCGGCAAGGAAUCCACGACAUGCUGGAACAUGGGGGGAACAAGAUUCUUCCUGUCAUUCCACAGCUCAUUAUCCCGAUAAAAAAUGCCUUGAACCUCCGAAACCGACAGGUCAUCUGCGUCACUCUCAAAGUCCUACAGCAUCUGGUUGUGUCUGCUGAGAUGGUGGGUGAAGCUUUGGUGCCCUAUUACCGUCAAAUCCUCCCCAUCCUCAACAUCUUUAAGAAUAUGAAUGUAAACUCCGGGGACGGCAUCGACUACAGCCAGCAGAAGCGGGAGAACAUCGGUGACCUGAUCCGGGAGACGCUGGAGGCCUUCGAGCGCUCUGGAGGAAAAGACGCCUUCAUCAACAUCAAAUACAUGGUCCCUACCUAUGAGUCGUGCUUGCUAAAUUAGUGGUGGGAACAGCUGGGAUUCGAGGAAGGCUUCUCCUAGCCUUUUGAUCAUCUGUCUCUGCUGCUGUUAGCAUCUCAUUAUCUGUGGCUUCUACGGCUCACUUUUCUACAGCUGCUAAAAGAGUGGCUUAUGGGCAGUUGGACUUGUAGCCCUAUUGAGAGCAAGGCUUUCCAAUACACAAAUAGUGCCUGUUUCUUAGAUUACAAUAGUGUACUGUGCUUAUUUGUUCUAGGAGAAGAAUUGCUUCUUUAUACAGUUCCGAAAGAAGCAGGAGUCCGAGUUAAACCUUCAGUUGUAUAGACAAUAAAACUACAAUUUUCAUACGCAAUUCAGCAGUUGUGUCUGCCUGCCCCGAGGGUGGUUGUCAAAGGUUGGAAGGAAGUGUUGGUGCUGACUGCUUAACAGGUGUUGGUCGUGGACGACAAGCACCCGUUCAGCAGCAGCUGUGCAGAACAGUGUGCUUUGACAUCCAACAAAACUGUGGAAUC
Lipotes vexillifer (Yangtze River dolphin) is the source of this 992-nucleotide messenger RNA. RefSeq names its product parkin coregulated (gene PACRG). The record is from RefSeq and is a predicted model, not a curated record. Gene Ontology annotation, cellular component: neuron projection; vesicle; cytosol. Lineage: Eukaryota; Metazoa; Chordata; Mammalia; Artiodactyla; Lipotidae. The annotation marks the transcript as partial. The transcript has 3 exons. Gene Ontology annotation, molecular function: Hsp70 protein binding; Hsp90 protein binding.